CCUAGAGAAGGCAGGAAAAACCAUUUCAUCUGUAUAAUUGGAGGAAAGUCAACAAUGGCCUCUGCAAGAAAGGUAACUGAGAAGCGACAUAAUCCAGUGGAAAGCAUCUGUAGAAAAAUCAGAGCCGUUCAAAAGAGAGAAGAGAUUUCAAAUCCGAUGCGACAGAUUAUCAAAUACCAAACUAGCAGUUUUGAUAGUCUACAGACUAACACCAGGAAAGAUUUUGAAGAAGUAGUGAAGAAAAUGACUGCUGCGUACACUCCUACACCCAAUACGUACUUUUCAGGUUCUGAAAAAGAUGACGCCUUCAUUUCAUCUCCUCAAAUAGUAUCUCCAAGAACCCCUUUCAUCUCCUAUCUCAGCUCUCCUGAGAAUGCGGCGUACUCUGUUAUCCUCACAAGUUCUGAAAACAUCGCAAGGACGAGAUCACAGAACUCUCAGAAUUAUAUAUCAUUGGCAUCACAAAUCAGAAAGCUCUUCUGGAACAAGGAUUUAAAUAACUAUUGUAGUGAAAAUGAUUUUAGUAACUUAACAUUUGACAUUGAUUCCACCUCUGAUCAAAGCUCUGAAAUUUUUACGUCUCAGGGUUCAGUGGUGAAAAAAUUAUCUCUGAAUGAAGACGGAUGGAAACUAGUAACCGAUGAUGGUAGGGAAGAUGUAACCUACACAAUUAACAUGACUUGUGAAGAAGAGUUACUCACAAGCAUUUUUCAUGCAUGUGACACAAAACGCACAGGCUCAGUAGGAAUUGCUAAAAUAAUAGAUUACCUGAGGCAAACAACUAGUCAAGAUUCUGAAGACAGUGGCCUUGGGGAGCUGUGGAACAUGCUUGAUCCUGAGAAGAAAGGCCUGCAUGUGGAUCUGGAAACUUUCCAUGCCAUCAUGAGAGAAUGGAUGGCUUGCUGUAGAAACAAAUGGGAAGGAGUGAACAGUGGAUCAGGCGGCAGCAUCAGUGACUCUGUGUUUGAACAGGACAGCACAAAAUCAGGCAGAGCAAUUAAGAUGACCACAAAUAUAACCAACUCUACAUCAGGGGACUUCGAGGCUUUGGGCGGAGAUGUGUCUAAAGGAGUCUUAGAUGUGUCUGAUUUGAUUGCCUCUGUAGCAGACCUGCAUUUCAACAAGCAGAAAUUGGAGGAAGAAAAUAAUAAGUUUAAGCUGGCAUUGGAAACCUUGGAAGAAGCUAACAGCCAGUUAUCGGAGGAUUGUACUGAAUUGCGCCUUCAGAUAAAAAGUGCCCACCAAGCUAUUAUGAGAACAAAUCUGUUAAAAGAAGAACUGGAAGAACUAAAAAGUAAUUUGACUGCUUCAGAAGAGCAGAAGACCAUGCUUGUAGCCCAGAACAAACAAUUAGAGACAGAAAACCGGGAUCUGAUUCUUAAGAUUCGGAUUCUCCAAGAAGAGAGUACUAAGAACAUUAUGGAUAUAUAUAAAUUGGAAAAGAAGAUUGAGGAAUUGUCUAAAACGGAGACAGAGCACCAAAUGCAGUUGUACACAUAUGAGAACACUUUGCUUAAUAAAGAUGCAAGUUUGCAAAAGAAGGAUUUAAGUAUAGAAGAACUUAAGUCAACCAUCAUAGAAUACGGAAGCAUUAUAGAGGAUUUACGAGAGGAUAAAAACAAAUUGUCUCAUGACUUACAGCACUUGCAACAGGAACUCAUCCUGAAUGGGAUCCAGUUGAAUGUUAGUGGAGAGCAUAAGAGUAUCAUCUCUGAAGGAGAAAAAUCUUUACAUUGUGAACUCAUUCUUGCUCAGUCUGCUGAGAACGAUGAAACUGAGUGGCAGUGCAGUUUAAUCAGCUUGUCAUCUGUGGACAUGACUAUCGACCAAGAAAUGCUAAUAUUACUCAGAGAACUUGAACAAAAGAGACUGCAAUUCUCAGCUAUGCUUCAGAAGCUGCAUGAAGAAGUUCCCGAAGUUGAAACCCUCAUUGAUAGCUCUCUACAGUGGGUAACUAAUCCAGAAAUUACUGUGAAAGAAAAGUGGGAGAACAAGCUUACUGAAUUCAAAUAUAUCAUGAAAGAGAAGCUAAACCUUUGUAUAUUAAUGCUGAGCAGCUUGGGAAACCAUAAAGAAUCUUUUGAUAAAUUGAUAGAGAUUUUGAAGAGAUUCAGGCUGGAAUAUUUUUACUUCAGAAACGAAUACCUUUUCAGGCAGAAACAACUAGAAGCCAUUAAACAACUGCAAGAGGAUGCUGUCAACCAGGAAGUCAUCCUCGGGAAGAAGGUCCAAGAAGCCAGCCAACGGCUGGAGGCUGCAGGGAAGCAGGUAGGGCAGCUUUUGACUAUGUUAUAUUCAGGGGAAGUCUCCUCAGCUGUCCUUAAAACCAUGAAGUAA
Messenger RNA from Rhinolophus ferrumequinum (greater horseshoe bat), 2337 nucleotides. Its product is annotated as lymphoid-restricted membrane protein. The record is from RefSeq and is a predicted model, not a curated record. The coding region runs from base 55 to 2337 and encodes 760 amino acids. The transcript is spliced from 18 exons. Lineage: Eukaryota; Metazoa; Chordata; Mammalia; Chiroptera; Rhinolophidae. Gene Ontology annotation, cellular component: endoplasmic reticulum membrane.